Rotaria sp. Silwood1 is the source of this 600-nucleotide messenger RNA. The record is from the annotation of a GenBank genome assembly. Lineage: Eukaryota; Metazoa; Rotifera; Eurotatoria; Philodinida; Philodinidae.
AUGUCACAAUUGAAGAAAUUUACAUUUAAUAUUUAUUCAAACAUUUGUCUUGAUAAUCAAAUUGAUUUGCCAUCAAAUGAAAAUAUACAAAACACAUUCAGAAAUUUUAAAUUUAAUCAAAUUAUUUCUUGUGUUGAUUAUUUUUUAGAGACAGUAGAAGAUCAAUGUCUUAUUUAUUCAUAUCCAUAUACAUUGAAAGAAUACAAUAAUAUAAUAAAUAAUUUUUCAGGUGGAUUAUUUGAAUGUGUUCGUGAAAUAUCCUUAUUUGAUGAACGACCUUUUGAAUAUGACUUUUUUCUUCGUAUUGCCCAAUCAUUUCCAUUAAUCGAAGAAUUAACUUUAAAUAAUCAAAAACCACGAGAGAAUAAACAAUGCACAAAAUCAAAAGACGUUGAACAAGAUUUCUCAAUCAUUAAAUAUCCUCAUCUUAUUUAUCUUAAUCUAUAUAAAGCUCAUGAGGAUUAUAUCGAACUAUUCUUAGAUCAUACUAAAACAUAUUUACCAAACAAUAUGGAUCUUGCUACCGAUUAUGAACUACUAAAAAAAAAGUUACACACAAUUUUAAAAGAAAUACAACACGAAUUAAUUGUUCAAAAAUAA